CAAAAUGGUGCGCCGACGUACGCGCGCCUGUGCCACUUCCAAGGCGCCUGUUGAACUCAUGGCAAAUGGUGGCUCUGCUGCAGCUGUCCUGGCCAAUGCCGCCCAACUGCUAGAGGACCAAUACUUUGCCAGUCCCAAAAGGAAAAAUUGCAAAGCGGAAGAAUCUGCCUGUGAUGAAGGAGGUCGUAGCAGUGCCAGCUCAUCUCCGACAACAAUUCAGACCGAAAAUGCUAUUGCUCACAACAGAACUAAACACAAAUCGACCAGUCCCAAUAAAGGGAAGGGUGGCAUAAAUGGGCGCACAAUUGGUGUCCCCCUUGCUACACGCUCCCAAACACGUACCAUUGAAAAUUUCUUUAAAGCUAAUGCUGCCAAACAGAACAAAAUCACCAGCUAUAUGAAUGGUCACGAUGACUCCAAAAAUGCAGAUACUCCAAAAACUAUACAACAACCAUCGCUAUCUGCAUCGGUAACACCGCCACAAAUGACCCAACAACAACAGCAACAUAUUGAACAGCAAAAACGUCAAAUUAACGGUGAUCACAACUACCAGCAACAACAACAUCAGCAUCAACAAUUGCCACCCGUUAUCAGUCGACGUAGUUUAGAUCACAUUGUAGUACCACAAGAAUUUAUAUUCGAUUUAAGUGAAGACACCAAUGACAGUGAACAUACCGAUAUGUCAGAUGAGGCUGCUGCUAUGUUCCAUACAGAUAAUGAUGCCGGGCAAACAACAACUCCAAUGACAAAUGGCCUUGACUUUACAACACACCGUUCAUCACAACGUUCCGAUAGUCAUUCAUCGUCACACAGUAGUUCAAAUACCAGUGGCACCGAUAACAUAUUCCUGCAGGAGCCUGUCUUGACUCUCAACGUGGAUAAGUCGCCGAAUCAAGCCUCGUCCAUAGUAAUAAACAAAACACUCGAAGUACAACCAAAAUUCUCUUCACCAAAUCAAGCCAACAAAUCACUUGAAGUUCAAGCGAAAUUUCCGUCGCCAACCUCUUUAUCUGCCUCUGUCCUGCAUGGACGCUUUAAUCAAAUUGUAUCGUUAAAUACAUCGCCGACAAAAGAUGUUGCUGGUAGCUAUGAAAAGAAAUCGAUGGAAUUGAGUUGUCAUGAUUAUGCUUUAUUGAUGAUGCCCGAAAAUGACAAUAGUUCCUGCGACAGUGGCGUGGCAUUCCAUACCACUGUUACCACGACACCACAAUGCAAUGGCACCACUUCCACAACAGAGGGACCUGUAGAUGGUUCUAUGCAGACAGUGGUAUCGGCAAUAGCCUCACCAGCACCAGCUGCCGCAGCAACGAACCGCCGGCGUAAACCAGCAACACCUCAUCGCAUUGUCUGCUGCCCAUCACCAAUUAAAUCACAGCCAAGAGUUAACUCACCAGCCGGUUCUCCAUCGCCACGUAAAAUGGCCUCGGCUCUCUCACCUCGCAAGUCACAAAGACACGUAACUACAACCGCCAUGGCAGCAGCUGGCGGUGGAGCUGCUGUUGUAACGGCACCCAACAAAACAAGACGAAGACUGAAUCCAUCGCCUCCUAAAGAACAACAAUCUGCCUUAGACGCCGAAUCAAAUCGACAGGACGAUGAGCCCGUUGUUGUUAUUGUCGACGAUGACCAUGACGUUGGCGUCGAAGAUGACCAUGACGUUGAAUGUGAGAAUAUGGCCGCAAACACAGUCGAUAUGAAGUUAAACAAUCCUCCUCCGCCAUCGCUUAUGAAUGGCAAUGUGGGUGCGACGGCGAAGUCUAUAUUGAAUUCAGCCAAACAUCCCACAAAUCAACAGAAUGCCACCAACAAUAAGGGGCGAGCGACAAAAGCUCAACACAAAACCAAAUACACUGUUCAGAGGCCUCAGCACACAGCUCUCAAAUAUCAAGCACCCCAGCCGUUGGCCGCCACAAAUGGCAAUCGUGAAAUAAACGAUUGCUUCCCGGUGCGGCGAAGUGUGCGCAAAACAAAAACUGCCGUCAAGGAGGAAAUGAUGCGCAACCUAGAACAGGCGAUACUCGAAGAACGCUGUGAAGGCCUUAAAAUUGCCUACUUCGAGGGCAAGGGACGCGGCAUUAUUUCAGAACGACGAUUCCAGCGUGGCGAAUUCGUCAUCGAAUAUGUGGGUGAUCUCAUCUCGACCGCUGAGGCAGCUGAACGCGAGAAACGCUAUGCCUUAGACGAAAACGCUGGCUGUUAUAUGUACUAUUUUAAGCACAAAAAUCAGCAGUAUUGCAUAGAUGCCACAGAGGACACAGGGAAACUGGGGCGUCUGGUAAAUCAUUCUCGCAACGGCAAUCUAGUUACCAAAAUUGUGGUGGUCAAACAGAAACCUCAUUUAGUUUUAAUAGCCAAAGAUGAUAUUGAAGCGGGAGAGGAACUGUGUUACGAUUACGGUGAUCGUUCAAAAGAAUCGUUGUUACAUCAUCCGUGGUUGGCUUUUUAGGAGAUAGUGACAAGACGUUGAC
Musca vetustissima is the source of this 2468-nucleotide messenger RNA. RefSeq names its product histone-lysine N-methyltransferase Set8 (gene Set8). The transcript is spliced from 2 exons. Lineage: Eukaryota; Metazoa; Arthropoda; Insecta; Diptera; Muscidae. The coding region runs from base 5 to 2446 and encodes 813 amino acids. Gene Ontology annotation, molecular function: histone H4K20 methyltransferase activity; protein binding. The record is from RefSeq and is a predicted model, not a curated record.